Messenger RNA from Arachis ipaensis, 886 nucleotides. Lineage: Eukaryota; Viridiplantae; Streptophyta; Magnoliopsida; Fabales; Fabaceae. The record is from RefSeq and is a predicted model, not a curated record.
UUGUCGGAUUCGCAACCCUACGUUGGCGCUGCUCCAUCCGCGCACCCUGCAUCGGCGUGCCAUCCUCCCUCAACGGUCUGUCUCUCGCAAACGCUAAAACGAUGCCUAAAUUGUUGCUGCCUCUCCCUCAAUCGGUGCUCAACCCUCACCUUAAAUACUACAGGGUGAGUGAUGCUAUGGCAACAUUAGCUGGAGCAGAAUAUUGGGACAAUGAUGUUGCUUUUGCUAUCAUUUUAGGUACCGAAACCAAUGCCUGCUAUGUUGAGCAAAUUGAUGGCAUUCCUAAGUUACAAGGUGGUGUUUCCUCUUUUGGAAAAAUGGUCGACAGAAUGUAGGAAGAUGUGAAACUCCUGGCGAACAUAAGACUAUGUGUAAAAUGAAGAAUGAGUUCAUGAUGAAUUUUGGGAUGGUCUGCGAACAAAAGAUAAAGAGUGUGUAAUUGUUCUCGCUGCUACAAAUAGGCCCUUUGAUCUUGAUGAGGCCGUUAUUAGGAGGCUUCCAAGAAGAUAGAAUAUGGCAAUAAAACCAACAGUUGCAUUGAGGGCUAUACUUGUUGGAGGGGUUGCAGCAUUUGCUAAAAUAGCUGGUGCAAUGAAGGCCGUAGGUGGUGUAAAAAUGGGUGCAGCUGCAACUGCAAUAACAGCAGCUGCAGCUGCAAUCGCAGCUAUGGCAGGAUCAAAACAAGAACAAAAGAUGCUCCUCAACAGUCUCCGAAAUGUACCUUUAUUUGUUUUUGGAUUUCUUUAUAUAGAUUAGUUGAAUCUUUCCUGAGUUUUAUGGGAACAAAGCCAUUUGCGGAUUGUGAUAUUGACAGAUGGUGAAUAUAAUAACCACUUCAAAUGUUCUGUUAGAUAUGGAAUUAUGAAGUCUUAGAUGAAGCUGUACA